Messenger RNA from Aegilops tauschii subsp. strangulata, 739 nucleotides. RefSeq lists its product as uncharacterized. The record is from RefSeq and is a predicted model, not a curated record. Lineage: Eukaryota; Viridiplantae; Streptophyta; Magnoliopsida; Poales; Poaceae.
GGAGGCUGGAGCCCCCUCUCACACUGUAAAGCCACAGAAAAGCGGCGGCAGUACGUACUCUGUUCAGUUCUUGUACCCUUCCUUAGCUCGCAAGCAGAGUAUGCAUUCCUUCCUUGUCCCUCGCCGACGCAUCCACCGCCAAGCAACCUCGCUACAUAUGCGCCGUUCCUUCGUCUACCCCCAUUGUUCUACCAAACUCGUCGGCCGGUGAGCCCAUACAUACACACGCACAGGUCGGAUCAGAGGUCAGAGCACGUGUACAGGUAGAUAGCUGGAGCCUGGAGGCCGGUGGCGAGAGGAUCAUCGCUUGUCAUGAACGGUGGCAUCGGGGGCACGGCGGAGGGGGCACCGCACCCGAGCACGGACUGGGGCCCGAUCAUCGUGGCGGUGAUCCUGUUCGUGGUGCUGUCGCCGGGGCUGCUGUUCCAGCUGCCGGCCAGGACCAGGGUGGUGGAGCUCGGCAACAUGGCCACCAGCGCCAUCGCCAUCCUCGUCCACGCCGUCAUCUUCUUCUGCAUCCUCACCCUCGUCGUCGUCGCCAUCGGCGUGCACGUGUACGCCGCCUAGCUAUCUCAUAUAGUACUCCAGAUCAAGAUGGGUUUUGUCUUUCUUCAGUGCUGCCCUGCCCAGCCCUGCCCCUGUUUGCCUGUUUGAUUUGGCCGGCUGUAAACUGCAGAAACACUGCUGGCUUAAAACAGUACGUAUAUAUGUUCUUGGAUGAGGAAUUAGUUGCUUGUAA